Messenger RNA from Orbicella faveolata, 6371 nucleotides. RefSeq lists its product as uncharacterized. The record is from RefSeq and is a predicted model, not a curated record. NCBI's taxonomy places the organism in Eukaryota, Metazoa, Cnidaria, Anthozoa, Scleractinia, Merulinidae.
UAACAGCCGGAAAUACGUCUGUGUUCGUAGGCUGAAGUCAAUUAACAUGAAAAUUUAAGACCACCCCUUCUCCUAUUUCAAUAAUGGAAAAUGGCGUGUUUUGUCUUGAGCGCGAGUUCAUUUAAGGUUUCAGCACGUGAAACCCUUAUAACAUGUGGUUACGAGAAGAAAAAAAAAAUCAGUAUUGAGUAUCCUCUCUUAUUUGAUGGUGUUGGAAAUCGAAUGGACAUCGCUAUUUUGUUUUCGGCGGGGCCAAACGAGUACGUCUGCGUUCGCAGGCUACUUUUUUACUGCUUAGUUAAUUGACUUUUUGUAAUUUAGUUAUUCCAAUUGUAUUCUAUUUAUUUGAAAAUCCGGUAAUCAAUUUCUCAGAAAUUUUCAGGCCCUUGUUCGUUUCAGCUUUUUAAAACAGGAAUUAAACGUUUGCGGAAAUUGAACCUCCUGUUCCUGUCGAGAGAUGACACAAGAUCGCGCAUACGGAAAUGUUCUCUUCUUGUCUACGUGACAACGAUUUCUGCUUUGAUUGCAGCAAUUGUUUCCUCAGUUUAUAUUUUUUAAAAGGGUUUAGUACGGCUUUAAGACUAUACUCAAGAAGAAACGGCCGGAUUAGCUUAUUUUGCUUCCUGAACAUUGUGAAGAAGUAACUGGGCUACGUAGCGUUGCGUGACCAAAGACCCAAAUAACCCGUCCCCCGGGAUGUUACUUUCGACAGUGCAUUGUAGAGAAUUACAGACAUAGGAAAAAACUGAGAAGAAUCGAGAAUCUGAACGUUUACUAGUAAUCUAACAAUUCAGUAUCGCAUGCAGUUUUGAAAGAGAGCUGCUAUCGUAAGAGAGUGCAGUUUCUUAAGACGGUUUGGACAAUAGCUGAAACAUGCUGUAACAAAGAUCGGUCACUAUGAAAGGCGUAUUAAACGCUCGGGUGUUAUCCGGUUUCCGGAGAAAAUGUGCAAAAGCGCGUGCACAGCACUGUACUGUUGAAGAAAGCUAUCAAAACCCAAAAGAGGGAGCUUCAAGCUCUUUUCUGAGACUUUCCACAUAGAGAUCAGAGUGUGCUUUUUAUGUAUUUUCUUGCGCAUUGCUAAACAACAGGGCAGACAAACAGAGUAAACAGCUAAUACGUUAUUGUAUGGCGUUGGCAUGAAGUGAGGACAUGGGUUAUUUCACAAUUAGAUUAUUAAUUCCAAGCAUCAUUUGACUCUUUAACCACUGUUUGAUUUAUGUUCAUUUAUGCUCAGCAUUUUAGUCGAAUUAAAAAACUCUAUGAAGAUAUUCCUGUAGACUUUCAGAAACGUCGUGCGGAUUUAAAAAACUUCUGUGAUCGAAACCGUGCCAAACUGCGUGACGUACUUCACCGGUAGGGUAACAGACAACUUGGCUAGCGUUACAUAUUUCGAAACUACUCUUUCAGCUUGUUUCAGUCAGGUUUUAGCAUUCCAAGAAAGACGUCUAUAUAUAGCAAAACUUUCUCGCAAGCAGCCGUUAAACAACUAAACAUGGCGUCCAGUCUGCUCCUUUGGUUUGUGCUUAUUACAUUACUUGCGUUUACAAGUUCUGCUACGUUAUGUCCGAGGAUUUUCUUUCAAAACAUCAACGAAGCGACCAUGCCGUACAAAAUCAUCGAAGGUGUCUACAUUAAGGAGAACUACUACCACAACAGUUUUCCUGUCUACCGCCUAGAGAAUGAUACCUUGCUAUUUUAUCACAUGGUCAGCAAAGGUAACGACUAUUUGGUAUUUGGACUCAAUCUCAACGACUACUUUGGCGUGGCUGCAACUGUUUACGAGGAUCCCGCGUCUUGGCUCAGUUCAGCGAUUUUAAACAGGAACGAUAUAUUUGGUGGAAUCGUGAACCAGUGGCAAUACUACAACACACGAGAAGAGACCAACUACUAUGUGCCAACUACUUAUUCCUCUCCCAAGAUCAAAGCGGUUUGCGUGGAUGAAGAUUUCAGAGAAUGUAACUCGGACAGAGUUUACUUGAAUGAGAGCUUUGAUGACGGUAAAGGGAUCACUUUGAACGAUCCCACCAAAGAUUAUUUCUAUCGCGUGGUGGGUUUGUUCCGCAAUCUUCGUCCUGUCUAUAAACACAACGCUCAGACAUGGUAUUUACAGUAUGUGGACAACUUCUGGGUGGUUACUGGUUCGUAUGCACCGAGUAAUUAUGACGAUAAGACUUACAUGAGAGUAAAGGAUUUCGCAAUAAGACCUGAAUAUAUCAGCAAAACGUGGUCGGUGCAUUACAAUGGAUGGCGUGACAUGCCCAACCUCAGAGUCAUGUGUAGGGGAGUGACUUCAAUGUCGAACACUUGUCCAUCAAGACCAUGUGACAGUAAAGCAAGAUGCGUUUACACUUCGGGUAACGAAACCCUCUGUCUCUGUCCUUCAGGAUAUACGGGACUGACAUGUUCCGUCAACAAAGAGUGCCCCAAACCAUUCCCCAAAGCCAACACAGAAGUUAAUUUUGCUAACUCGGGGAAACGACCCGGAGACCUUGGCUUCGCAUUCUGCAGUGGAUCGUAUCCCUCCGUGAGGUAUUACUUGUGUGUGGAUGGCAGAUCCAGUUCGUACUGGAGGGGACAAGGGUCACUCUGCACAGGAGAGGACCCGACGACUCCGACAUGGUAUACUAGAACUCGAGAAACACCUUGGUAUCAUCGAACUGUAGGCCCACCGCGGGCUAAACCCAUCAACUUUGAUGACAACCCCAUUGUAGUCCCAGUUGUGAUCUCUGUUGCUGUCCUGAUACAAAUCCUUCUGCCGUUCGUGCUGUGGUGCUGUGCUUUGUGCACGACGUCUUGCAAGGAAGUCGAGGAGGAAGAAGAUGAUCAGAGGAGACGAGAACAAGUUGACGAGGAGCUGGGGAGGCGUCUUCAACGAGUUGCUGCAGCCGGGAAUCAAGAGGAACUCGACCAAGGCGUCCAAGAAUACCAGCAAGCCGUUCAGGAUUAUCAAAGGGAAAGCGACGCCAAAGAAUUGAGCCGCAAACGAGGUUUCUACCGAAAUGCGAGUUUGUGCAGGCUUAUUUCAAUGGACAUGUUUUUCUCUUUCUAUCUUUGGCUUAUCUACUUUGUUGGAUGUGAUCUGUCCCAAUGCACAAAGUAUGGUUCCGUCUUUGAGAUAUUAAGAAUCUUCGCCAUUGUAAUGCUUUGUCUCUCUCCUGUGAUAGUCCUACUAGAAAGCGCCUUCUCCCACGAGCUGGACUACCUCAAGAACAUCAUGGAAGACGAGACGGCUUGGGGCUACAUACAAAGAAUGCACGAGGUUCCACCGAGGAUCAACAUGGUUGUAGAAUGCUACCAUUACGAGACACGUACGCGAGUGGUGUAUUACACAGACGCCAACGGAAACCAGCAGUCUCGCACCGAGACUUACACAGAGAAAGUUGUAACAUAUGUGGACCAGGACGUGUUCUCCUUUGGUUCAUGGCUUGAUGUUUCUAAGAAGGAGAUGCCAGCACUAAGUAUGGUUGCUCUAACUCGAGUCAAGAUCGAUCCAAGUAUCCUAUUCGGCGACCAAGAAACUGCAGAUGACUACGAGAGGCAAGUGGCAGAAAUGUUGGACAGAAAUCGUCACCGAGAUGUCUAUACUGAUUACUCGUCGAGCAAAGAAAUUCCUGGACUGAAGAAGCGGAUAUCUGCGUACGUAGAUUUGAGGGUGAAGCCAUUUUGGAUUCGGCCGCUGUUUUUCUGGAUUGCCACCUUGUUGCAGAUGACUUGGCCUUACCGCUGGUUAUUCAGAGCCAAAACAGCAAAGACCUACUAUGCCUUGAAGAAAAAGAUGUACAAGAGCACAACACCACCGAGAGAGGUUGACGUGAUGGAUCCAAUUGCAGUCCUGACUGGUAAUGAAUCCUCUGUCUUGAACGCCAGUGGUCCAGACAACAGCUGCCCAGGUUACCCAAUGUCUGUGAUGAAUAAUGCAGAAGGAGGCAAUCUCACCAUCCAAAAUGGUGGUACGGCAUAUCCACCUGUUAAUCCAUACCUCGGACAAGGCCAUCCAAGCCAAGGCGAAAGUCAUCUGAACCCGACUUACAAUCCUGAUGCAGAACAGCCAUAUACUCCUUAUCCUGUUGCAUCUCAGCCAAAUGCCCCGCCGCCGCCAUAUACUGCAGGGAUGAAUUAUCCAGCCCAGGGCAGCAGUGCACCAUAUCCACCGCCCAGUCCAUAUAGUGGACCUGCAUUUCCAGCUCAUCCUGCCGGACCGCUACCAAGUGCGCCUCCGCCAUCAUACGAGGCAUCUGUAGGUCACAACCCCGAGCCAAGCAACGAGCACAAACCUCCGGCACCCUUCCUCAGUGCUAAGUUUUGGUAUCCUAGAACUCGAGAAACACCUUGGUAUCAUCCAAUUUUAGGCCCAGCGCGGAAUAAACCUACCAACUUUGAUGACAACCCCAUUGUAGUCCCAGUUGUGAUCUCUGUUGCUGUCCUGGUACAAAUCCUUCUGCCGUUCGUGCUGUGGUGCUGCGCUUUGUGCAGGACGUCUUGCAAGGAAGGCGAGGAAGAAAAAGAUGAUCAGAUGAGACGGGAACAAGUUGAUGAGGAGCUGGGGAGGCGUCUGCAACGAGUUGCCGCAGCCGGAAAUCAAGAGGAACUCGAUCAAAGCAUCCAAGAAUACCAGCAAGCCGUUCAGGAUUAUCAAAGGGAAAGCGACGCCAAAGAAUUGAGCCGCAAACGAGGUUUCUACCGAAAUGCGAGUUUGUGCAGGCUUAUUUCAAUGGACAUGUUUUUCUCUUUCUAUCUUUGGCUUAUCUACUUUGUUGGAUGUGAUCUGUCCCAAUGCACAAAGUAUGGUUACGUAUUUGAGAUGUUGAGAAUCUUCGCCAUUGUAAUGCUUUGUCUCUCUCCUGUGAUUGUCCUGCUAGAAAGCGCCUUCUCCCACGAGCUGGACUACCUCAAGAACAUCAUGGAAGACGAGACGGCUUGGUGCUACAUACAAAGAAUGCACGAGGUUCCACCGAGGAUCAACAUGGUUGUAAAAGGCUACCAUUACGAGACAAGUGGGCGCGUCGUGCACGAAACAGGCGAAGACGGUAACAAGCAUUCCAGCACCGAGACUUACACAGAGAAAGUUGUGACAUAUGUGGACCAGGACGUGUUCUCCUUUGGUUCAUGGCUUGAUGUUUCUAAGAAGGAGAUGCCAGCAUUGAGUACUGUGGCUCUAAAUCGAAUCAAGAUCCACCCAAGUAUCCUAUUCGGUGACCAAGAAACUGCAGAUGACUACGAGAGGCAAGUGGCAGAAAUGUUGGACAGAAAUCGCCACCGAGAUGUCUAUACUGAUUACUCGUCGAGCAAAGAAAUUCCUGGAUUGAAGAAGAGGAUAUCUGCAUACGUGGAUUUGAGGGUGAAGCCAUUUUGGAUUCGGCCGCUGUUUUUCUGGAUUGCCACCUUGUUGCUGAUGACUUGGCCUUACCGCUGGCUGUUCAGAGCCAAAACAGCAAAGACCCACUAUACCUUGAAGAAAAAGAUGUACAAGAGCACAGCACCACCGAGAGAGGUUGAUUUGAUGGAUCCAUUUGCAGUCCUGACUGCAAAUAUCUUGAACUCCAACUCCAAGAACUGCCCAGGUUACCCAACGUCUGUGAUGAAUGAUCCAGGAGGAGGUGAUCAUACUUCAUACUUCGGAAGAGGCGAUCCAAGCCAACGCGAAGGUCAUCUAAACCCGCCUCACAAUCCUGAUGCAGAGCAGCCAUUUUCUUCUAAACCUCCUGGAUCUCACCCAAAUAUACCUCCACCGCCAUGUGCUGCAGGGAUAUAUUAUCCAGCACCCCAUUCUCCCUUCCCAGGUUAUUCUGCUGGACCUCUACCAAGAGCACCUCCGCCAUCGUACGAGGAAGCUGUAGGUCACAUCUCCCAGCCAAGCAACGAGCACAAGCUUCCCACUGUGCAGUGUUAGAUGGUAUUGAUUUCUUUUUGUUCUCAACCAUUAUUUAUAGCCCGCGUGCAGUCACCUACCAUUUCGCUUCAAGUUAAAAAAGCGCCGGCAGGAAGGUUACCUGUCUCGAGCCUACGACAGAAAUUUACUAAUUCUGUCAAUUCUCCUCUUGAGGGCUCUUGGGACAACAUUAAUUUACUGUUAUAAACUUACAUUGCACGUUCAUUGCAUAUCUUUGUGUUAUAUAUGUCUCUUUUGGUAAUUGAAAACUUGUGAAACGGUUUGUCAACUUCAUGCUGUGCGAGUUCCUUCAUGAAAAACCUUUUGCACUUUUGCACUUGCACUCGCGCUUUAAAAAACUUUUUAUAUGCUCAAAAUCACCGAAAGAAAGUCAAGAAAACUAGGACAAUCUUUAAAUAAUAUUUUGAGCUGAUUGUACUACGGCCCCUUUCAAACACACGAAUACUCUGAAGUUCAAACCACGAUUAACGAUUGCGUU